UUAGUGUUGAAAGACUACAUAUAUAGAAAUAAUUUACGCAGUCAUUUAGUUUUCUCUGACGAUUCCGGAGUGAGCUGGUUACUCGAAAACAACAAUAAUAUUAAAUAGUUAUCAAUUAUUAGGCCAUUUAUAUUUGUGUAUUUUUGUAAACUUUAUUUAAAUAAUGUAAUACCACAAUUAUAACCAACAUCGUUUUAUUUACAUUCUAAGUUUGAUUAUUCAUAAGUCAUAAUAUUACAUGUUUUGAUGUCAUCAAACACAAAGAAAAAAUGUCAGAAAUAGAUUUUCCUAUAGAUGAUGAGAUAUUUCUGUCAGAGUUUUUUUCUGAUGAUAAUAUUCCCAUAAGUACCAGCUCUCAACUUAGUUCAAAUAAAUCGAGCUCAACAUCAUCUAUUAGUGUUAUCGAACCAGAAUCUAUAAAAAAUAACAUUCCUGAGUGGAAAGGAGUUAGUAUGAAUGAAAUUUAUAAGGGCUUGGGUAGUUACGAUUGUCAAGAAUUUCCACCAAUCAAGCCUUCCGCAAAUCAUACAGUAUUAGUACAGUUGCCAUUACCUGCACGGGGACCACCAAAGCCAUAUCCUUCCUAUCUAACAAAUAAAUGGAGCCAAGGUUAUGUACAUAUGCCGUACUCUAUUUAUAGCCUUUAUCCUAAUGAACAGCAAGGAGACAAUCGCCAUUGCCGAUACCGGUGGGAAAUAAUUCAAGAAUCCUUACUGCAAACUAUUAUGUCUAGCCAUCAAUUAGAAAAAGCUAUUUUAUCGUAUAAUCAUUUGUAUACACACAGAUGGAAUUUCUCAGCAUUACAUCAUUUUUUCUUAGAGACUUUGGAAGAAGAAGAAGUUACUGCAUUUUUUAAAACAUUAUUUCCUAAAAUGGUGGAUCUUGCCUUGCAACUUCCUAGAUUAGUAACAGAUGCAAUACCUCUCCUGAAAUCUCAUUCGAAUAAAACUAUCAGUCUUAGUCAACAACAAGUUUCAUGUUUAUUAGCGAAUGCAUUUUUUUGUACAUUUCCAAGACGCAAUUCUUCUAGUCCUACGUCCGAAUACUCAAAUUAUCCUCACAUCAAUUUUAAUAGACUUUUCUCAGCAAUUAGGAAAGAUAAGCCUAAUCGACGUGAGUCAGUAAUGGAGAAAUUUAAAUGCAUCUUUCAUUACUUCAGAAGAGUAACAAGUAAAGUUCCGGAAGGAGUAAUAACGAUUCAACGGCGUUAUAUUCCAAAACACGACUUUCCAAAAUGGGAUAAUAUUGAGAAAAAAGUUUUACCGUUACAUAUUACUAGUAGUGGAACAAUAGAUAACGAUGGAGCUGGUCUUCUUCAAGUCGAUUUCGCUAAUAGAUAUGUAGGUGGAGGUGUACUUACAAUGGGUUGCGUACAAGAAGAAAUACGCUUUGUUAUCUGUCCUGAACUUAUGGUAACCAUGUUGGUUACAGAAGCUUUAGAUGACACGGAAGCUCUUGUUGUUAGUGGUGUUGAAAGAUACAGCAAAUACGAAGGAUACAGUAACAGUUUCAAGUGGACUGGUGACUUCGUUGAUGAAACACCUCGAGAUAGUAGUGGAAGGCGCAAAACAACUAUUGUUGCUAUUGAUGCACUACGUUUUACUCAAACAGCAUUGCAAUUUAAUUUGAACAAAAUAAUACGCGAACUUAAUAAGGCAUAUGUGGGAUUCGUUGGUUACGAUUUGUACAAAGAUAAUUUACCUGGAGUAGCAACUGGAAAUUGGGGUUGUGGUGCUUUCCGAGGGAAUCCCAAAUUAAAAGUAUUAUUGCAAUUAAUGGCAGCUUCAGUAGCUGGUCGAGCUAUGGUAUAUUUUACAUUUGGAGAUCCAACUUUACGAGAUGAAAUAGCAGCAAUGCACUUGCAUCUAGUAAAACAGAAUAUAAGUAUAGCACAUCUGUUUUCUUUAUUAUCACAAUACGGUGAAUCAAGGACACGUCAUCAAGAUUUUUACGAUUAUUUAUACAGUAAAACGAGAACAGAAUCUACAUCUGCUUUGACGUAAUAUUUAAAUAUAAAAAUUAUUAUAAUUCAGAAGAAAGACUAUAUACAUUCAAGUAGUCAAAUUUGUGAAUUUCUUAA
Messenger RNA from Polistes canadensis, 2080 nucleotides. Its product is annotated as poly(ADP-ribose) glycohydrolase-like. Lineage: Eukaryota; Metazoa; Arthropoda; Insecta; Hymenoptera; Vespidae. The record is from RefSeq and is a predicted model, not a curated record. Gene Ontology annotation, biological process: carbohydrate metabolic process; regulation of DNA repair; ATP generation from poly-ADP-D-ribose. Gene Ontology annotation, molecular function: poly(ADP-ribose) glycohydrolase activity. The transcript has 11 exons. Gene Ontology annotation, cellular component: cytoplasm; nucleus. Bases 270 to 2003 code for a protein of 577 amino acids.